AUGGUACCACCCACCGCACUUUCCUGGAGCUCUUCAUGUACCUGAAUGAAGUUGCAGGCAAGCAUGGUGUGGGCCGCAUCGACAUUGUGGAGAAUCGAUUCAUUGGGAUGAAGGCCCGAGGUAUCUACGAGACCCCAGCAGGGACGAUCCUUUACUACGCUCAUUUAGACAUCGAGGCCUUCACCAUGGAUCAGGAAGUGCGCAAAAUCAAACAAGGUCUGGGCUUGAAAUUCGCUGAGCUGGUGUACACAGGUUUCUGGUACAGCCCCGAAUGUGAGUUUGUCCGUCACUGCAUUGCCAAGUCCCAGGAGCAUGUGGAAGGAAAAGUGCAGGUGUCCGUCUUCAAGGGCCAGGUUUAUAUCCUCGGCCGCGAGACCCCACUGUCCCUAUACAAUGAGGAGCUGGUGAGCAUGAACGUGCAAGGGGAUUAUGAGCCCAUCGAUGCCACUGGUUUCAUCAACAUCAACUCCCUCAGGCUGAAGGAAUAUCAUUGCCUCCAGAGCAAGGUCACCACCAAAUAGAGGGGCUGACAAUGAGGAGCUGGGCCUCCUCACUUUGCCCAUCUCCCAAGUACAGGCGCUAAUUGUUGUGAUAAUUUGUAAUUGUGACUUGUUCUCCUUGGGCUGGCAGCCUAGUAGGGGUGCCAGGCCCCAGCUUUGUUCCCUGAUCCCCUGUAGCCUGCAAAAAGUGGUCAACAUAGGCAAGGGCUGGGGACAGCUACAGUCAGAGCUGUAAAAUAACAAUUAAAAAAAAAACAUUAAAAAAAA
This is a messenger RNA of Erinaceus europaeus (western European hedgehog), 767 nucleotides long. Its product is annotated as argininosuccinate synthase-like. The transcript has a single exon. Gene Ontology annotation, cellular component: cytoplasm. The record is from RefSeq and is a predicted model, not a curated record. Gene Ontology annotation, biological process: L-arginine biosynthetic process; urea cycle. Lineage: Eukaryota; Metazoa; Chordata; Mammalia; Eulipotyphla; Erinaceidae. The coding region runs from base 36 to 521 and encodes 161 amino acids. Gene Ontology annotation, molecular function: argininosuccinate synthase activity; ATP binding.